CAUCUCUAUUACUUAAAUAUUUGGUCAAUUUAGUGGAAAAAUGAGUCUCACACAAAUUGCCAAACGUUUUUUGCAUGCUCCGAUUCGUCGUGCCAGUGGAUGGAAGCGGACACAUCCUUCAGCUGACCGCAAUUCGCAGCCCAUAGCGGAGGCGCUGCUCGCCCAGGUGGACAAACAGACUCCAAAUCUACGCUUGCUAGAAAUCGCCUCCGGCUCCGGCCAACAUGUGGGCUACCUGGCGCCACUGUUGCCGAAUAUAAGCUUUCAACCGACAGAAGUCGAACGUAGUCAGUUUCCAUCGAUUCAGGCAUACGCCACAGACUGUGCCACUUGCAACAUUAAACUGCCGCUCUAUGUGGACAUUACGCAGACAGUGGACCAAUGGCAGCCGGAUACGUUAGGUGCUGUGAAGGCCGGUAGCUAUGAUUACAUGUUCAACUCCAACAUGAUGCACAUCAGUCCUUGGGCCUGCUCCGUGGGUCUGUUUCGUGCAGCGGGCCAGCUGCUGAAAUCCUCCGGCAAGCUCUUCACAUAUGGACCGUAUGCCCAAGAUGGUGUCCUGACGCCGGAGAGCAAUGUUAGGUUCGAUGCGGGCUUGCGUAGCCAAAAUGCCGAAUGGGGCGUGCGAGACAUCAAGGAUCUGAAGCCAUUGGCCGAGCAGAAUGGAUUGAAACUGGAAAAGAUUACUGAUAUGCCAUCGAAUAAUAAAUUCCUAACAUGGCUCAAGUUGUAAACUGAUUACGUAUCGAGCCAUUAUGAUUUUCGCUGUAUUCGAUAGAUAACGUAAAAAUGGCCAUAAAUUUAAUAUCAAUGUA
Scaptodrosophila lebanonensis is the source of this 815-nucleotide messenger RNA. RefSeq names its product UPF0585 protein CG18661. The coding region runs from base 41 to 733 and encodes 230 amino acids. The record is from RefSeq and is a predicted model, not a curated record. The transcript is spliced from 2 exons. Lineage: Eukaryota; Metazoa; Arthropoda; Insecta; Diptera; Drosophilidae.